This is a messenger RNA of Physella acuta, 1723 nucleotides long. RefSeq names its product tyrosine-protein kinase SRK2-like. NCBI's taxonomy places the organism in Eukaryota, Metazoa, Mollusca, Gastropoda, Physidae. The record is from RefSeq and is a predicted model, not a curated record. Gene Ontology annotation, biological process: protein phosphorylation. Gene Ontology annotation, molecular function: ATP binding; protein kinase activity.
CAACCCACACACUGUCACCUACAACCCACACACUGUCACCUCAGCCCACACACUGUCACCAACAACCCACACACUGUCACCAACAACCCACACACUGUCACCAACAACCCACACACCGUCACCUCCACACAGCCUGUAGUCCCCCCUUGACCUACGAGCACAAUGAACUGUUUCCACGGGAAGCUAUCCAACCUGGAGUGUGAUACCAUUCUAAAGUUAUCUCCCCUCGGCUCUUACCUUAUUCGAACGUCCCCCACAGACCCUGACUUGCACGAGUUAUGUUUCCAUGACGGCCGGGUCCGUGAAGGGAACUGCGUCGGGUACUGGAAGAUCUACCCCGCUGACAACGGGAGCUGGUCCAUCAAGAAGGGGGAAGAAUUCCCCGACUACUCGGCUCUACUUCAACAUUACACACAGCGUAAUGUGAUUACGUCCCCUUGCUUGAAAAAACCUUAUGGAGGGGAGGCAAAAGCGGACCAGGGUUUGGAAUCUCUGGAGUGUUAUCUGGGUCACGUUUCGUCACGUGACUCUGAGAGUCUGCUGGCACCGUCACCGCUAGGGUCUUUUCUCAUCCGCGAUGACGUCACGGAAGCUGGCGUCAAGGUGCUGAGUGUUCGGGACCAGGACACAGAUGGCGCUACCUGCGUGAGACACUACCCAAUCAAGAUGGCCGCCGGAAGUGGCGAGUGUGUGAUCGCAAACAUCCGCUUCAUCAGCUGCGUGGAGCUGGUCAGACACUUACAGUAUGACGGAUAUGGCGUGUGUACAACGCUGACCACGCCUUGCUCCAAAAUCACACCGGAAGUAUCGGAUCUUGUGAUACCUCGCGAAAAUCUAAAAAUAGGUUUGGUUCUAGAGGUGGGUCGGCUUGGAAAAGUUUACCAAGGUAAAUUAAACGGUACAACAGAUGUGGCAAUUGUGGAGCUGAAACAUAAUUUAAUUAAGGUUGACGAAUUUAUCCACGAAGAUCAGGAAAAGUGGACAUUUCAGCAUAAAAAUAUAGUUCGUCUUUACGCUUUGUGUGACAGCGGUGAUGCGGUUUUUGUUGUCAUGGAGAGGAUGUCCAAUGGAAGGCUGGUGGAUUUUUUACGUAGCGAACAGACGACUUUCGUUGAUUUGAUGCACAUGGGGACACAAAUAGCAAAAGGUAUGGCCUAUCUUGAAGAAAAGAAUCUCAUUCAUCGAAAUUUAGCAGCAUGCAAUAUCCUAGUGGGUGAAGACAAUAUUGUAAAAAUAUCUGAGAUUGGCUGGACGAGGUUUUUAAAAAAUAAAGCGAGCCAAUCAAAUAACGUUUUAUAUUCCGUGCGUUGGAUGGCCCCGGAAGUGCUGACGUCGGAAAAGUUUUCCGUCAAGUCGGAUGUUUGGUCGUACGGCAUCGUGCUGUGGGAGGUGAUGACGCGAGGGGGCGCGCCCUACUCCGGUAUGGAAGACGACAGGGUGGCGCAGGAAGUCAAACGAGGCUACAAACUGCGGAGACCCAAGGACGCCCCGGAGGGUCUGUACGUGGAGAUGGCCGAGUGCUGGAACCUUUGUCCGGAACAGCGGCCAACAUUUGACCACCUCGUCCAGUUCAUGGAGAACUUUGACUGUAAACACACAAACUGAAACACUGGUAGUCGGAGAUAAAUGAAGAAUUAUUUAAGUUAAAGACUGUGCUACGGGCAUGGUAAAGGAACAUUUAAUACGGCAUAUGCUACAAUAAAUUAGAACUCAAUAAAAAAUA